AUGUCUUACAGCGUUCACGUAUCCAACAUCGCCCCCGAGACCACGGAGAAGAGCCUCCAGGACUUCUUCACGUUCUGUGGCAAGAUCAGCUCCAUCGAUUUCAAUGGCAGCGCAACCCCAAAGACAGCGGUCAUCCACUUCGAGAAACCUUCCGCCGUAAAAACAGCGCUUAUGCUCAACGGUGGCACUUUGGAUGGCUCGCAUUUGACUGUCACCUCUGACACCGAACAUCCGGAGACCACGGAGGAGGCCGAUCAUGCGCACGAUCAUCCUCACAUUGAUCAGACAGACAAGCCGAAGUCAGCAAUUGUCGCGGAAUACCUCGCCAAGGGUUAUACCCUCUCCGAUUCCAUCCUCCAGCGGGCUAUCGAGACAGAUCAGAAGAAUGGUAUCUCUUCAAGGUUCCUCUCGUAUAUCAAGCACAUCGACUCGACGCUCGGUGCCAAGGCCCUAGGCCCUGACCAGACCAUCUCUGGCAAGGUUUCCACGCAUGUCAACGCCGGUGUACAACAGGCGAAGGCAUUCGACGAGCAGAAGGGCAUCACAGCGAAAGCAUCUGACUACUACAGUAAAGCCUUCUCGUCGCCUUACGGCCAGAAAGUGCGGGAGUUCUAUACAACCACCAGCAAGCAAGUGCUCGACAUCCAUGAGGAGGCGCUCCGCAUCAAGGCUCAACACGCCGCAACUGCUGAGCCCGGCCCCGUCGUUCCCACUUCUACUGGCGUUCCUCCCGUAGAGGCACCCGCGGCAUCUGCCCCGGCGCCAACGACGGCGGCGCCAACGACUAAUGCACCGACUGUUGUCUGA
This is a messenger RNA of Punctularia strigosozonata HHB-11173 SS5, 807 nucleotides long. RefSeq lists its product as uncharacterized. NCBI's taxonomy places the organism in Eukaryota, Fungi, Basidiomycota, Agaricomycetes, Corticiales, Punctulariaceae. The record is from RefSeq and is a predicted model, not a curated record. The transcript has 8 exons. Bases 1 to 807 code for a protein of 268 amino acids. Gene Ontology annotation, molecular function: RNA binding.